AUGAGUAAUUCUGAAUUUCAGCAAGUGACUGACAGUGCUGUACAGCCAUCCUCUGGCCCCAAUCCGUAUGGACCAAACCCUGCUGAUUAUUUGUCAAAUGUCAACAGUUUUCAGCUGAUAGACUCUACUCUGAGAGAAGGUGAGCAAUUCGCCAAUGCGUUUUUUGACACCGAGAAGAAAAUCGAGAUCGCGAAGGCUUUGGACGACUUCGGUGUGGAUUACAUCGAACUCACCUCUCCUGUGGCCUCAGAACAGAGUCUCAAAGACUGCCAAGCUAUCUGCAAACUUGGGUUGAAAGCGAAGAUUUUGACCCACAUCCGUUGUCAUAUGGACGACGCCAAGGUCGCUGUUGAGACUGGUGUCGACGGUGUUGACGUGGUCAUCGGUACCUCGAAGUUUCUAAGGCAAUACUCGCACGGCAAAGACAUGAACUACAUCGCCAAGAGUGCAAUCGAAGUUAUCGAAUUCGUCAAGUCUAAGGGUAUUGAAAUCAGAUUCUCAUCCGAAGAUUCUUUCAGAUCAGACCUUGUUGACCUGCUGAAUAUCUACAAGACUGUCAGCGCUAUUGGUGUUAACAGAGUAGGUAUUGCCGAUACCGUUGGGUGCGCCAACCCCAGACAGGUUUACGACCUUGUACGCACUUUGAAAACCGUAGUGUCGUGUGAUAUUGAGUGUCAUUUCCACAACGAUACCGGUUGUGCGAUUGCCAAUGCUUACACUGCUUUGGAAGGUGGUGCUAAGCUGAUCGAUGUUGCCGUGUUGGGUAUUGGUGAAAGAAAUGGUAUCACCCCACUUGGCGGUUUGAUGGCGAGAAUGAUUGUGGCCGCUCCAGAAUACGUCAAAUCCAAAUACAAGCUGCAUAAGAUCAGAGACAUCGAGAACCUGGUCGCUGAGGCCGUCGAAGUCAACAUUCCUUUCAACAACCCAAUUACUGGGUUCUGUGCAUUCACUCACAAGGCUGGUAUCCAUGCCAAAGCUAUCUUGGCUAACCCAUCAACUUACGAAAUUUUGAACCCUCACGAUUUCGGUUUGACGAGAUACAUUCAUUUCGCAAACAGAUUGACGGGUUGGAACGCAAUCAAGUCAAGAGUUGAUCAAUUAAAUUUGAAAAUGACCGAUGAUCAGGUCAAGGAAGUCACCAACAAGAUCAAACAACUAGGUGACAUUAGACCACUAAAUAUCGAUGACGUUGAUUCGAUCAUCAAGGAUUAUCAUGCCGAGUUCACCACUCCUCUGCUCAGAAGCUUGAGAGGCGAACAAAUGGAGGAUGUCAACACAAUUGACAUAGAGGAACCUGCUUCUAAGAAGACCAAGACCACCCAAUAA
Lachancea nothofagi CBS 11611 is the source of this 1326-nucleotide messenger RNA. NCBI's taxonomy places the organism in Eukaryota, Fungi, Ascomycota, Saccharomycetes, Saccharomycetales, Saccharomycetaceae. The record is from the annotation of a GenBank genome assembly.